This is a messenger RNA of Phymastichus coffea, 1401 nucleotides long. RefSeq lists its product as uncharacterized. Bases 1 to 1401 code for a protein of 466 amino acids. NCBI's taxonomy places the organism in Eukaryota, Metazoa, Arthropoda, Insecta, Hymenoptera, Eulophidae. Gene Ontology annotation, biological process: DNA integration. The record is from RefSeq and is a predicted model, not a curated record. The transcript has a single exon. Gene Ontology annotation, molecular function: nucleic acid binding.
AUGGCUUCCGAAAUUAGCAUCGUUAAGUCGAUGCAACAAGAAAGGUUUCCCAAUGAGCUUCGUAAAUUGUCUCAAACUUCUAAUUCCUUCAAACGGGGAACUAGUUUCGAUAACUUGGCUCCCUUCAUAGGAGACGAUAAGGUUAUCCGUGUGGGUGGACGUUUGAACAAGUCUCAGCUUCCAUACAAUCAAAGGCAUCCGAUUCUUUUGCCUCAGAACCAUCAUAUUACAGACUUGAUCAUUCGUCAGACUCACCUUUCCAAUCUUCACGCUGGUAUUUCAACCACUCUCUAUGCUGUUCGCAAUAAAUUUUUUAUCUUGAAUGGAAAAAAUCAAGUUAGAAGAGUCAUUCGACGUUGCGUAGAUUGCAUUCGUCAAAAACCACCGAUAGCUCAUGCGCAAAUGGGAAAUUUGCCGGAGCCUCGAGUUUCAGAAUCUCCUGCUUUUGAUCGAACAGGGGUCGAUUUCUUUGGUCCACUUCUCAUCAAGGAGAAAGCUCAUCGUAACAAGUCCUUCCUCAAGGUGUAUGGCUGUGUUUUCGUAUGCUUAGCAUCAAAGGCCGUUCACAUCGAACUAGCGCUCGAUUUAUCCGCUCAAGGUUUCUUAGAUGCCUUUGAUCGUUUUACAUGUCGUCGAGGUCUCCCUAGUCACAUGUAUUCUGACAACGGUACCAACUUUGUGGGAGCAAAUCGUGAACUUCAAGAACUCUACGAUUUGUUCGAAAGCCCGGAAUUCCGCAAACAAGUUGGAGAAAAUGGGAUUGCGAAACGUGUGGAGUGGCAUUUCAACCCUCCUUUAUCACCACAUUAUGGGGGUCUUUGGGAAGCGGCCGUUAAGAGCUUCAAACAUCAUUUGAAGGGCGUCCUAAAUCAACAGCUCACUUAUGAGCAACUAGAAACCUUUCUGAUAAAAAUUGAAGCGAUCUUAAACUCGCGACCUCUUUGUGUUCUCUCCGCCGAUCCGAAUGAUCCUUUAGCAGUCACUCCAGCUCACCUUUUGAUCGGUAGACCUAUAAAUGUCUUACCCGAAAAAUCUCUUUUAUCAGUUCCAGAUAAUCGUCUUUCCACCUCCAAGUUCAUGAUCAAGGCCCGUCAGAACUUCUGGAACAAAUGGCAUAAGGAGUAUUUACACGAACUUCAGAUUCGGCAAAAAUGGCAAACCUCCAACUCGACACUCCAACCUGGAAUGAUCGUCCUUCUCAUGGACGAUCUCUCACAUUGCGCAAAAUGGCCACUGGGAGUGGUCCUCGAAGUCUUUCCUGGGAGUGACAGCAUCGCUCGGGUUGCGUCUGUGAAGACUUCCUCAGGCGUAUAUAAACGCAAUAUCACUCGACUCUGCGUGUUGCCGGUGGUUCAAGAUGAUCCGCCUCUUUCAAAGUCUCAACAACUUCAGGGGGUAUGA